UUGAUGCCCGAUCUAACUGAUGAGGAGGCGGAUUAGCGACACUCUUCCUCCAGCCUGCUUCACUCCAUCCAUCCAUCCAUCGCUGUCGUCAGCUCAGCUCCCGUUGCAGGAUCUCUAGCCCGGCCCAUGUAGGCUUGGAUCAUGGACUUCAACGUUAAAAAACUGGCGUCCGAUGCCGGCGUCUUCUUUACUCGCGCCGUGCAGUUCACAGAGGAAAAGUUGGGUCAGGCAGAGAAAACCGAACUGGAUGCUCAUCUGGAAAACCUGAUUGCUAGAGGAGACUGCACCAAGAACUGGACAGAGAAGAUCUUCAGACAGACUGAGGUGCUGCUGCAGCCAAACCCUAUUGACAACACUGGUGCCCGCAUUGAGGAGUUCUUCUAUGAGAAACUGGACAGAAAACUCCCUACAAGAACCACUAAUGGUGAGCUGCUGGGACAGUACAUGCAGGAUGCCGCCAAGGACUUUGGACCUGGAACUGCGUAUGGAAGUACUUUGUACACUGUAGGAGACUAUCAGAAAAGGCUAGGCACUGCUGAGAAAGAGUUCUUACAAGCAUCAGCCAUCAGCUUCCUCACUCCUCUUCGGAAUUUUCUAGAGGGUGACUGGAGAACCAUAUCGAAAGAAAGAAGGCUAUUGGAGAACCGCCGGCUUGACUUGGAUGUCUGCAAAGCACGUCUGAAGAAAGCCAAGUUAGCAGAAUCUAAGGCUGCUGCUGCACCUGAUUUUCAGGAGACUAGGCCCCGAAAUUAUGUUCUGUCUGCCAGUGCAUCUGCGCUGUGGAGUGAAGAGGUGGACAAAGCAGAGCAGGAACUGCGUGUGGCUCAGACGGAGUUUGACAGACAAGCUGAAGUUACUCGGCUUUUGUUGGAAGGCAUCAGCAGCACACAUGUAAAUCAUCUGCGUUGUCUGCAUGAAUUUGUGGAAGCCCAGGCAGCUUACUAUGCCCAGUGUUUCAAGCACAUGCAGGAUCUUCAAAAGGAACUCAGUAGUGCAAAUGGAGAUGCGUUUCCCAAUGCCUUUGCUGCUAACCCUUCUGCCUCAGCAAUUUCCACUUCCUCUACACCCUCAAGUGCCGCUGCACCCAGGGCCUCUCCUCCAGCUGUGUCCUCCAGCUCUCUGGACACACUGAAAAUUGAGGAGGUGAAUCCUCCAGCCACUGGCACACGCAAGGCCAAAGUGCUGUAUGACUAUGACGCUGCAGACACAAGCGAACUCUCGCUGCUUGCUGAUGAGCUCAUUACAGUCUACACAGUACCAGGCAUGGAUCCAGACUGGCUCAUUGGAGAACGGGGGAAUCAGAAAGGCAAGGUGCCGGUCACAUACCUGGAGCUUCUAAGCUAGAUCCUCAAACACAAACACACAUGCACAGACAGGUAGUUGCACAUGGGAAGAUGCGAAGGUACACUUACAGACACAGUUUCAAUGUAUUCCUGCUGUUGUUCAGUUUGUUAGGGUCAAAAUUAUUUUGUGAAAAACCUUAAGGAAAAAUUUGCAUGAGCAAAACAGACCUGAACACUCUGGGAUUUCAUGAAGUUUGUUUAAACUCAUUCAUACCUACCCCAUACAUUUUUAAAGGCAUAGAAGUCAGCAUCAUAUGAGGAAUUCUUGAGGAUUUGUUGAAAAAUUAAAGAUAUGCAAUCUAGAGAUAGGAAAUAUCCUAAUUCUCGACUGUCUCACUUGAUGCUUGAUAUGAUUGUGAUUAUUCUCAACACUUUUAAAAAAGAGAAAUAUUUGACUGAAAUAUUUGAUCAAAGAGAGAGUUAAAAAAAACUGACUAGUAACUAUGUAGAAAUGUAACUGGUAGUAGAAAAUUAAAAUCAGAUUUUCAGAUCACCUUGUCUUUCCUUUUGAAUGAAUUGAACAUCUGUCUUGAUUUUUAUUUCCUUUGCUUUCCACAGAGAUUUAGUCUAAAUUAAUUUAGAAUAAGAGACAUUAUUGAGAGAAAAUAUUUCUGGUUGAAAUACAGUGGAUCAACCUUAACAUUAAUUCCACCUAGAUAUUUAUGAAAGGAACAACACACUAUGAAGCAUGCUGUAAAAUAAAAAUAAUGCUGUAAGAGUGCUGUGAAAUAAAAUCUGACUCCGUCGCUCAUUAUUUUUCUCUAACAGCAUGCCCGAAGCAUAUCACUCAUACCACUAGUACAGUUAAUACGUCUUGAACACUAUACAGAAACAGUCAUUCCUCUCCUUGAAGUAUAAUAAAAUAUAAUAAAACAAAAGUGCAGUUGAUUAAAGAGCAACCACAGCGCAACACUGUUUACUUCCACCCAUCAAUGACAAAGCACUAGCACUAAAGACUUCUUGAAUUGCUAGUGCUUUGUCAUUUAUAGAGGGGAAGCAAAAGGUGUCAAUGACAAAGCACUAGCACUGAAGACUCCUUUCAGAAAUCCUAUGUAAACCUCAAUUAUUUUAUUUUUUUAUCUAUUUGUAAUUAUAUGCUGAGAGUUUGGCAUUAAUUAAUAAAUCAUUGUCGCUAAUCAAAGUUGAGAAUUCAGCAUUGCUAUGGUUUAAUAGUUCUGUCACAAGGAAUUAAUGCUGUUUUGCUUUUUUGCUGUGCUUUCAUUUGAAUACCUAGCAAUAUGCUCUCAUUUGAAAUAUGAGUCACUAGGGAAAAAUUUGACCAGCUGUAAUUAUUGUUCACUUCAUAUUCCUAUUUAACUUUUUCUUUUGUUGAUCAAUUUACAAUUUUGAAUGGCCUUGGACAAAUAAACUGGAUAAGUACUUAUAUAGUAAAUUGGAAAAAUUACAAAAUGUACAGUAAAUGUGAAGUCUAAAGUCCAAUUCUUCUAAUCUAAUGUCUAAUAUAAACAUUGUGUUUAAAUAUUCUGACUGUGUAGCCUAAAGAAUUACAUCUGGCUUCAGAAAUAUUCCCUCGUGUCCUAGAACAUUUCGUUUCUGUGUUUUUCCCCACAUCUUUUCCAGCUAGAAGGAACUAUUUAAAGCUUUUUUUUCCAUCAUUAUGUGAUGAUACUGGUAGUGUUUUUAUGUGUUUCUGUGUUUUUAUUUUAUUGCCUGAAACUAGGUUGUUUAACAGUGGCAUAUAAAAACUAGUUUAGAUCUUAGAAGUGUCUUAAUUUGAAUUCGGUGUGACUGUAACUUUGGCAAGAUAUGCAUUAUGUGUGGUUUGUGGGACAAAAGUAUGUAAAUGUUUUUCAAAAUGGGUCCAAUUUUAUUUAAUGUGAUAUUUCAUUUAUGUUCUCCAGUUACUUCCCUGUGAACUUCCCUUCCAUUGCUCUCACUUUAGCCUUUCUUUUUUCAGCUGUGUAACUGAUGCUUGUUUGAAAGGUUUUAAGCAACGCAUACUGAAUGACUGAAACUUAAACAUAAUAAAAAGAGCUUUAUUGUAA
Messenger RNA from Silurus meridionalis, 3349 nucleotides. It is a transcript of the gene sh3glb2b, whose product is annotated as SH3-domain GRB2-like endophilin B2b. Gene Ontology annotation, molecular function: protein binding. The record is from RefSeq and is a predicted model, not a curated record. The transcript is spliced from 13 exons. Bases 142 to 1344 code for a protein of 400 amino acids. Lineage: Eukaryota; Metazoa; Chordata; Actinopteri; Siluriformes; Siluridae. Gene Ontology annotation, cellular component: cytoplasm; membrane. Gene Ontology annotation, biological process: membrane organization.